GCCCAAUUCAUGUGUGCCCUAAUGUUGCCAAGGAAGCCCAUAAAAUCUGAUCAAACUAGGGAUAGCACUGCCGUUCUUUAAAACGUUCUCUGAGCUUUCUCUUCGCGUCCGGAAUCUCUGCGUCGAGCUGCAUCAACAUGGGUGCGUACUCAUAUGUUUCGGAGCUAUGGAGGAAGAAGCAAUCCGAUGUGAUGAGGUUCAUUCUGAGGAUUAGGUGCUGGGAGUACCGCCAGCUUCCUUCGAUUGUGCGCAUCAGGAGGCCUACUCGUCCCGACAAGGCUCGCCGCCUUGGCUACAAGGCCAAGCAGGGGUAUGUUAUCUACCGUGUGCGUGUGAGGCGUGGGGGGAGAAAGAGACUUGUGCCCAAGGGUAUUGUGUAUGGGAAACCCACAAAUCAGGGUGUUACUCAGCUGAAGUUUCAGCGAAGCAAGCGCUCAGUUGCAGAGGAACGUGCUGGCAGGAAACUUGGGGGCCUCAGGGUUCUCAACUCUUACUGGAUCAAUGAGGACUCGACAUACAAGUACUACGAGGUAAUCUUGGUUGAUGUUGCCCACAAUGCAAUCCGUAACGAUCCUCGGAUCAACUGGCUUGUCAACCCUGUCCACAAGCACAGAGAGCUCCGCGGACUGACCUCGGCUGGAAAGAAGAAUAGGGGUCUCAAUGGCAAGGGACACAGGUUUCACAAGGCACGACCCUCAAGAAGGGCCACCUGGAAGAGGAACCAGACUCUUUCCCUCCGUCGCUACCGCUAAGAUUAAUAAAUACUGUCUUGCAGCUGCUCUUGCUCUGCUUGUCCUAUGGGAUUUUUUCACUUAUUUGCAAGAACAUCCUCUGUUGUGUCGCCCCUCUUGUUGAAACUUGAAUUUGGCUUAUCCUUCAUCAAAGUUUUGGCGUUGUACUCUUUUCUUUUGAGAUACUUUCUGUUUGUUUCCAUUAUGCUGCUACUAGUAUUUGAAAUGGAUCUUCAUUAUCAUGAGCUAACUCCAGGUUUGAAUUUGGUUGAUUUAUUCACGUCCUCCAUUAUUACGAAGGUCCUCCAUAAUUUUUUGGUAAUAUCAGAAACAUCUUUAAUUAUAGUUGAAUCAAAUCAGACCAUAUCU
This is a messenger RNA of Cuscuta campestris, 1100 nucleotides long. Lineage: Eukaryota; Viridiplantae; Streptophyta; Magnoliopsida; Solanales; Convolvulaceae. The record is from the annotation of a GenBank genome assembly.